Messenger RNA from Ctenopharyngodon idella (grass carp), 4744 nucleotides. It is a transcript of the gene gad1a, whose product is annotated as glutamate decarboxylase 1a. The record is from RefSeq and is a predicted model, not a curated record. Gene Ontology annotation, cellular component: presynaptic active zone; cytoplasm. NCBI's taxonomy places the organism in Eukaryota, Metazoa, Chordata, Actinopteri, Cypriniformes, Xenocyprididae. Gene Ontology annotation, biological process: GABA biosynthetic process. Gene Ontology annotation, molecular function: pyridoxal phosphate binding; glutamate decarboxylase activity.
AGUCCACUGAAGCAGCAUGUCGUGUGUUGUGUUGUUGUGUGUGGCUGUUGUGUUCAACUUGGGAAGUGUUUGUUCGUGACUUCCUUUCUCAUUUAAGGCGCAAAGUCCUGCGGGAACGUGCCAGAGCUGUCGUAAUGCUCAUGCCGAUGCUCCUGUAGAAAUGAAAUGUGUUUCAGAGCCAAUCUGAUGUUGUGGAGGGGUUCGAGGAUUACCAGCCGUGCGUCUGCGCAUCGAAUAAAUAGGCGAUUUACGCUCUGGACAGCAGCAAAUAAAACAUUGCCUCCGGAAAGGUCAUCGUGAUCUUUUUGACUGAUAUUUGUGAGCUGAUUUUGGAGGAGUGACGUCGAGGAAAUUUAGUUGCGUGGAGAUUUUUGAUACUGUUCUCUGUCGAUUCUUUCACAAGGUCUUGCUGAAUUCCCCCAUCUCCCCUCCAGUCAGACUUUUGUUGUCUGCUAAAACAGGAGCAGUUUCUCUGAAAGUGAAUUGAGGACUUAAACACUUGGGGUGAUGGCGGCGUCUGCACCCUCCUCCUCCUCCUCCUCCACUGGCGGCGAUCCGGAUCCCAACUCGACAAAUUUACGGCCACCUUCCUCAAACUACGACUGGAGUGGAGUCGCUCAUGGAUGCACAAGGAAACUUGGAAUGAAGAUAUGCGGAUUUUUGCAGAAGAACAAUAAUGUUGACGACAAGAGCCGAAUUGUCGGGUUUUUUAACGAUCAGCAGCCCAAGAGCAUUUUAACACGGGACAACGAGCGAGACUCUCGCUUCAGACGCACAGAGACUGACUUCUCCAAUCUGUAUGCAAGAGAUCUGCUUCCUGCUAAAAAUGGUGAGGAGUACACAAUGCAGUUCCUGUUGGAGGUGGUGGAGAUCCUCACUAACUAUGUGCGGAAGACCUUCGACAGAUCCACAAAAGUGCUGGACUUCCAUCAUCCGCACCAGCUGCUGGAAGGAUUGGAGGGCUUCAACUUAGAGCUGUGUGAUCAGCCGGAGAGCCUGGAGCAGAUCCUGGUGGACUGCAGGGACACACUCAAAUACGGAGUCCGGACAGGUCACCCAAGGUUUUUUAACCAGUUGUCAACAGGUCUAGACAUCAUUGGCUUAGCUGGAGAGUGGCUAACCUCUACUGCCAACACUAACAUGUUCACAUAUGAGAUUGCACCAGUGUUUGUACUGAUGGAACAGCUCACCCUGAAGAAAAUGCGAGAGAUUGUCGGCUGGCCAAACGGAGAGGGCGAUGGAAUUUUCUCUCCAGGAGGAGCGAUCUCAAACAUGUACAGCGUGAUGGUGGCACGGUAUAAACACUACCCUGAGGUUAAAAUCAAAGGCAUGCAGGCGGUUCCCAGACUGGUGCUGUUCACCUCAGAACAUAGUCACUACUCUAUAAAGAAGGCCAGUGCAGUGCUGGGUUUUGGCACAGAGAAUCUGAUCUUGCUGAGCACAGAUGAAAGAGGUAGAGUCAUUCCGGCUGAUCUGGAGGCCAAAGUCAUUGACGCCAAACAGAAGGGGUUUGUGCCGAUGUUUGUGAACGCUACAGCUGGAUCUACAGUGUACGGAGCCUUUGAUCCAAUCAAUGAGAUCGCCGACAUCUGUGAGAAAUACAACAUUUGGCUUCAUGUGGAUGGAGCGUGGGGUGGAGGUUUGCUGAUGUCCAGAAAACACAGACACAAGCUUAACGGCAUUGAGAGAGCUAACUCUGUCACAUGGAACCCACACAAGAUGAUGGGUGUUCCACUACAGUGCUCCGCCAUUCUGGUCCGAGAGAAGGGUCUACUACAGGACUGCAACUCCAUGUGUGCUGGAUAUCUCUUUCAGCCAGAUAAACAGUAUGAUGUCAACUAUGACACGGGGGACAAGGCCAUACAGUGUGGCCGCCAUGUAGACAUCUUCAAAUUCUGGCUCAUGUGGAAGUCAAAGGGCACUAUUGGCUUUGAGAAACACAUCGACAGAUGUUUGGAGCUGUCUGAGUAUCUCUACCACAAGAUCAAGAACCGAGAAGGAUAUGAGAUGGUGUUUCAAGGGGAGCCACAGCACACCAAUGUGUGUUUCUGGUACAUUCCUCCAAGCCUGCGACUCCUGCCAGAUGGAGAGGAGAAAAGACAACGGCUUCAUAAGGUUGCCCCCAAGAUCAAGGCACUGAUGAUGGAGUGUGGGACAACAAUGGUGGGCUACCAGCCUCAGGGUAAUAAGGUCAACUUCUUCAGAAUGGUCAUCUCCAAUCCAGCUGUAACCAGGUCUGACAUUGACUUCCUGAUUGAUGAGAUAGAAAGACUGGGACAAGAUUUAUAGAGUGCACCGGGUGAAAAUUCAGUAGACGUUAGUAGAUUCUGUAGGAAUAUAGGAAAUUGAGAAGACAUUCUGAAGUUUUGUAUAAGCUGGACAUUCCAGAGUAUUAGACCAGCGAAGUGCUCUAGAAUAAUGAACCUCUCAGAUAUUCUACAAUGUUCCACUGAGAAAUUGGACAUUCCAGAAUGCAGAGGUGAUGAGCUCUUUGAGCUAUAAUUUCAUAAUGAAGGACCAGAUUUUCAUCCUAUGACAUUAUAUGUCUUCUCCUCUUCCCUUAUCCCAGUUGUCUGUCUGUUGUGUUCUGUUCUGUUUUUUCUUUUAACUGGAAAUAUUAUACUCACUGUAAACUGCACAACUGUACAUUAAAGGAAUAUUCAAGGUUGAUUACCACAGAAGUUAGAAAUAAUUUGUCCAUCACUUUGUACAAAGAAACAAUAAUUGUGCUUACAGUAUAGCUUUUACAAUGGAAAUAUAAGGAGCAAGGCAUUACAUUGGGAAUCAUAAUACCACACUGCAUUAAAAAUAUAGUCACAAAUACAAAGUUCUGUCAUGAAACUCUAGAUGGCACAGGCUAAUAGGUCCUUUAACUCAACCUGCUCGUAAUCACAUUAUCUCUAGGACAGAGCUGAUUGGUUCCUGCUGUAUCAGUAGCCAAUGAGCUUGCGUGCUCAACCUUCAAAUACUUUGGUAGCAUUGCCUUUGCAGUGCAGCGCGCUUCAGAAACCCUCCACCUUCCCCAGCUCCACCUGUAUAGAUCUGCUACGGGUAAUUCAUGUACGUUAUAUUGUACAGCAGCAGCAUGUCUUACUUGCUCAUAGCAGCGUGUCAUGUAUGUAUUGGCAGUAGCAAGUCCCGUAUUUGCUCUGCAGCAGCAGCAGCAGCAAUAAUCAACAGCAGCAGCAGCAGCAGCAAUAAAAGCAGCGGCAGCGUAGCAGAUCUAUUCCGCCAAGACCAAACAUAUCAACAUUGUCAUAUCCAUUACCAUGCCAAACACUCAGAGAGUUGUCAUGACAGAAAUAUGAUUUAGACAACUUGCAGCUCAAAUAUCACACAGUUUUGUACAGAAUGAUUAAGAUAAGCACAUUAACAAAAAAUAAUAGGUUUAAAUUUGUGCUUUAAAACCUGAAUGUCUUGCCCCAGAGAGUUCUAUUAUAAGUACAUUAAUUUAAACGCAACAUUUAUGUACAAGCUGAGAGACAAAUCAAAAUCAUUUUCUGUGGAAAUAGUGCAUAACUUUUGAACCAGGAACAUUUCCUUCAAAAUCCAAAACUGGUCUGAAUUCUCAAUAAAAAUAAGAGUUUUGGAAUAUACUGUACUUUAUCACCAUCUAAUAGCCUCCUGGACAGUCAGCAGUCAAAUGCAUUAAUUCUUAGCUGUUAUGUAAUGAAGAUUAAUUGAAGUGUGUACCAUUGUACCAAGUACUGUACUGACACGCUGUGUUUUUAGAAUUUAUGACUCUUUGUGCAAAUUGUGAUUGUUUGUGACAAACAUAUAUCACAUAGUUUUACAGUAAGAAAUGUUUGAAUAGUGGUAAAGAUUAAAUAGGGAUAUUUGAUGAGAUAUUAUUUAUAUCACAAGAAUAAUUGUGUGACAGAGAUUACUCCUCUAGUAUUUUCAUUUGUAUUUUGAGAGACAAUAUUUAUCUGUAUUGUCUAAAACAGUGCAUUAGAGAUUUUCAUUCAUUUAUUAACCAAAGACAUGGAACAAAAAUUAUAUUUCACUGUCAGUCAACACUUAAGUAACUACACUAUAUGGCCAAAAGUAUGUUGAUUCUAAUUAAUGGGUUUGGUCGUUCCAGUAAUUCCAGUGAAGACAUUUUAAUGCUACUUCAUAAUGACAUUCUAGAGAAAUGUUGGUGCCAAAACAGGGUCCAUAUAAAUAUGGUUUACAAAGUCCAUUGUGGAAGACUUUGACGGGUCUGCACAAAGCCCAGACGUGAACCCCACUAAACAACUUUGCCAAACUCAACAUUAUUGCCUCUGGCCAUAUAGUGUAUCUAACUUAGUCUAAAAAAUGAAUGUUAUGAUAUCAAUAUAACAGAGCAUUUUCCAACCAUACUGCAGUAAAUGGUAUACAACCAACUUAAAAAAGGGAAGGAAGAAUGCUAACAUUAAAGUCUAAGUGUUUAUUUGGUUAAGAGAGAAGCACAGCAACAUGUCAAUCCAGAAAAGGAAAUGUAUUUUAUUAGCUGCUAUUUGUAGUAUUAGUAAUAAGGUUUCAUUUCUUCGGUAUAUGCCAAACACAAUUACACAUUCCUGAAUCAACAAACUAUGCUAAUAUUUUGUGUACGCUAUGCUUUCUUCAGUCUGCACUGUAGAUGUAAAGCUAAAGAUCUCUACAUUGAAGGCCCUGAGUGUUUACUAAUCAAAAGAUGUGCAUUUUAAAUGGCCUGCAAUAUGUGCAAUAUUGCUGUUCACUGUCACCAAUACAAAUAAACACUCAGCUUUAAAAACGCUGA